Messenger RNA from Thunnus maccoyii (southern bluefin tuna), 4063 nucleotides. RefSeq names its product frizzled class receptor 5 (gene fzd5). The coding region runs from base 666 to 2417 and encodes 583 amino acids. The record is from RefSeq and is a predicted model, not a curated record. NCBI's taxonomy places the organism in Eukaryota, Metazoa, Chordata, Actinopteri, Scombriformes, Scombridae. Gene Ontology annotation, biological process: non-canonical Wnt signaling pathway; canonical Wnt signaling pathway. Gene Ontology annotation, cellular component: plasma membrane. The transcript has a single exon. Gene Ontology annotation, molecular function: Wnt-protein binding; Wnt receptor activity.
UCGGUCCCGGGGCUCCGUGAAGGCUGCAGCCGCACCUGAAAACACGACACGAGUUUUAACCCUGAAGGAUGCUCCGGAUUAUUGCCGUGUUUCACUUUGUUUCCUCUCAGCGGCAGAGGACGGGAUACUUGUGAAACUUUGUUUUCAUCUUACUGAAGGAAUAAACCGACCUGAGAAGAAACGUCAAGUGGAUUUUAUGUAUCGGGCUCUGCGCGCAGAGAGAAACAUUUGAACUGUUGAAUUGUGAUUUUUGCUUUCAUACAUUUUCCAGGACUUCUUCUACCCUUUUUCACCGGCUGAGUCUGAUGAUGUCGGUUGUGACCCGUCAGGAGCAAACACAGCUAGUAAAAAUGUUACAGAGUCAUUAAAUUUAUUGGACGUUGACUGCCGGAGAUGAACUUUCUCCACAAUGAUUGAAGGAGAGCUGGUGAAUGAUUGACAGCAGAGACUCGCCCGCUGCUCUGCGGACUUUACUGGGAAGACUGGAUUUAUCGUCUGGAGUGCAGCUAAAGGUAGAGCAGACAAACUGGAUUUAACUAGCAGAAGAAGAAAGUUUUCAAGCAGGUUUGAGAGAUGAACUCAUGAAUUGAAAGAAACUCAUUUACACUUUAUUUGUCCUGUUUUAAUGACUCUAAGUUAAUAAUUCUAUAACUACUCUAAUACUAAUGAUCUAUAUGGCAUCUAUGGUGAGGCACGCGCUCCCGCGGCCCCUCGUGCUGCUGCUGCUGCUGCUGUUCUGGUGUCCUGGUCUCACGUUAGGAGCCUCCAAGGAUCUGGUCUGUGAGCCAAUCACUGUGCCCAUGUGCAGAGGCAUCGGCUACAACCUGACCUACAUGCCCAACCAGUUCAACCACGACACCCAGGAGGAGGUGGGGCUGGAGGUCCACCAGUUCUGGCCCCUGGUCCGGAUCCGCUGCUCUCCAGACCUGCUCUUCUUCCUGUGCAGCAUGUACACCCCAAUCUGCCUGCCUGAUUACCGCAAGCCUCUGCCUCCCUGCCGCUCAGUGUGUGAGAGGGCCAAACGCGGCUGCUCUCCUCUGAUGAGCCAGUACGGCUUCGAGUGGCCAGAGAGGAUGAACUGCGAGCAGCUGCCCAAGCUGGGCGACGAGGCCCUGUGCAUGGACCAGAACAGCAGCGAGACCACUACCCUGGCUCCUCCGUUCCCCAAGCCCACCCCUAAAGGCCGGACCAGACCCCCCAGCGCCCCUCAGUGUGACAGGGAAUGUCGCUGUCGAGACCCCCUGGUCCCCAUUAAGAGGGAGUCCCACUCUCUGUACGGCCGGGUCCACACCGGCCCUCUGCUCAACUGUGCCCAGCCCUGCCACCAGCCCUACUUCUCAGCCGACGAGCGCGCCUUCACCAGCUUCUGGGUGGGGCUUUGGUCAGUGUUGUGCUUCAUCUCCACCCUGACCACUGUCGCCACUUUCCUUAUUGACAUGGAGCGCUUCAAGUACCCAGAAAGGCCCAUCAUCUUCUUGGCUGCCUGCUACCUCUUCGUCUCUUUGGGUUACAUCAUCCGGUUGGUGGCAGGUCAUGAGCGGGUAGCGUGUGGCGCCAGCAGCAGCAGUGUUGGUGGUGACCAGCUGCACAUCCUUUACGACACCACUGGCCCCGCUCUCUGCACCCUCGUCUUCUUGUUGGUGUAUUUCUUUGGCAUGGCCAGCUCCAUCUGGUGGGUGGUGCUGUCCUUCACCUGGUUCCUGGCUGCAGGGAUGAAGUGGGGCAGCGAGGCCAUCGCAGGAUAUUCCCAGUAUUUCCACUUUGCUGCCUGGCUCAUCCCCAGCAUCAAGUCCAUUGUGGUUCUGGCUCUCAGCGCUGUGGACGGGGACCCUGUAGCUGGAAUCUGCUACGUGGGGAACCAGAGCCUGGAGAAUCUGAGGGGAUUCGUACUCGCUCCUCUCGUGGUUUACCUCUUCACCGGCACACUUUUCUUACUCGCCGGCUUCGUUUCGCUCUUCCGCAUCAGAAGCAUCAUCAAGCAAGGUGGCACCAAGACGGACAAACUGGAGCGACUGAUGAUUCGCAUUGGACUCUUUACGGUGCUGUACACCGUGCCCGCCACCAUCGUGGUGGCCUGCCUGGUGUAUGAGCAGCACUACCGGCCCGGCUGGGAGCGAGCCUUGGCCUGCUCCUGCCUGUCUGACCGCCAGCGCUCAGGACUGGGUCCAGAUUACGCCGUCUUCAUGCUCAAGUACUUCAUGUACUUGGUGGUGGGCAUCACCUCAGGAGUCUGGAUCUGGUCAGGAAAAACCCUGGAAUCCUGGAGGAGGUUUGUGGCUCGCUGCUGCCCCUGCUGGCCACAGAAAGCCACUGCUCCACCCUCCAUGUACAGCGAGGCCAGUACUGCUCUAACUGGACAUACUGGAAGUGGACUGACGCCAGGGAUCUACCACAAAGCUGCUCCGUCUCAUAUAUGAAUGAAGUGGACAGAUUAAAGAAGUGAUGCUCAUUCAGAGUGUAGUCAGCUCUCUGGAUGUUCUAAAAUGAAUCCAAGCAUCCAAACACCCAGAAUGUGAGUGUGAGUCGAAGGUGAACACCUGCAGGACUGUGUGAUCGUGUAUCAUCCUCCUCUGAAUGUCAGCUCUCAUAAAGACAAUAGUGACCAUAUGAGACACAAUGGACCAAAAGAUUUCGAGUGUGAAAAGGGAAAAUGAAACAAACAGGCUGGAUAAUAAGAAGAUAAGAGAGUCUGACCUUUGUGAUAACUGACUGCAACAAUUGAUUCUGCUUUUCUAAGCGGUACAACUGAAACAGUUGACCUCCACAGAGUUACACGGAUCCAUAAUGGAAUCCCAAAUACUUCUUCCUAUCUGAUUAUCCUGAGCACUGAGAGAGAAAAAACAUAUUUAUUUAUGUAUAUAUUGUAUACAUUUACUGUAAAAAAAAAAAAAAAAAAGAAGAAGAAAAUUAGGUGUAUAGUGUGAUAUGUUUAGUUUGUAACCAACCAAUGCCACUGCCACAAGCUAAGUGUAAGACGCCAGAGACGCCAGUGUAUAAACUUGUACAUAAAUGUGCUGUUUGAUGUGAAUGUGUGAGUGGUGUGUGUGUGUGUGUGUGUGUGUGUGUGGGAUUAUUGUUUAGGUUAUCUGAGACUAGGAAGUCAUAUGGUAAUCCAACAAAAACACCUUCAGUCUUUACACACCACAGUGACCUCCGAGCUCUGCUGUGAUGUCACACCUGAAGUCACUACAUGUCUCUUUGUGUAAAGUGAGCCGCACGGUGUUUCGUUUCUGUCAGUUUUGUUCAUGUUGUGUGUGUGAAUCGAACACACAGCGAUCAGGUUAAAGCUGCAGGAUGAGACUGACGUUGGCCUUUACCCCCAUCUGCUGGUUGACAGCGGAGCUGCUCACUUUAUGUCCACAUCAGGGUUUCUCAAACGACAACAGAUCUGCAGAAGACCGCAGACCCGCAAUUUAGUAAGAUUUUGCACCACAUCAUGGUUAAAUGUGUAGAAGUUGUGAAUGACAGGAUAGUAGUAGAUUAGACAUUCUUGAGGUUUUUUUUUUUUUAAUGAUUUCUACAUUUUGAGAAUUCUGCUGUGGAUUCUGACACCAAGUGAAGGUCUUCUGGAGGUCCGUGGACCUCAUUUUUGAGAAUCAUUGCUCCGUUUCUGCAAUGAUUUCUUACCAUGAACUCAGACAUGUGGCAGGUCACAGACUGAAAUGAACCGGCAACAAUUUUGACGAUCGAAUUUAGAAUUUCAGUGAUUUGAAUCAAUAGUUGACUGGUUCCAGCUUCUCACAUGUGAUGAUUUGCUGCUUUUCUCAGUUUUUCAUCAGUCGGUUGAAUCACUUUGAGGUUUGGACUGUUGAGUACAAGCUAUCUGAGAACGCCUCUUUGGGUUGUGGCACAACGGUACAGACAGUCCUAGAUGUCUUGUGUGAUAAAGACUUUUAGGACUGCAUCAAAUGUAUUAUUUUUUACCUAUUAUGUCUUUUUUUAUACAUUCUCAUUUAAGUGACUUAAAGCCUGAUUUAUUGUUUCCCUUCACUGAAAACAGCACUGAAAUAUUUAGCCUAGUGUUUAAAAAAGAAAAUAAUUCUUAUAAUUUUAAACAUAUUCA